UCGACUACAAAUACCCGCCAUCGGCUUCCGUCUCCGUCAGGCUCAUUCCGCCCGAACCAUAUUUCACACCAUGGCUCGCCUGGCAGCCACCGCAGUGCUCCUGCUCUCCCUGCUAGCCCUCGCCAACUGCCGCGUCCUUGAGGCGGAGCCCGAAACCGUCGUCGCAAUCUCCGACGAGCAGCAGGGCCAGGCCGAUCCCGCCGUCCUACAGGAGACGGACGCUGCUGAGGCGAUUCCGAGUCUUCCGACCGUCACGGUGGCUGAGGGCGUCCUCCGGCUCCCCUCCAACCGCCGCCCCUGCCACCACGGGUUCCUCCACCGUCUCAUCCGUUGGGCACGCCACCACGGCGGCCUGUCCCACCGCCGCAGCGCGUUCGCCGGCGCUGGCGAGGCCCGUGUCGUCCCUGCCUUCUUGCCCGAGGAGCCCAGGCAGGCGGAGCUGGAGGCUGUCGCGGAGCCUGACCCCGACACGCGCCCAGACACCGACGGCGAGCAGAAGCCGUUCCAUGGCGAGGAGGAGGUGGAUGGAGAGGAGAACGAGUCGGUGAAGGCGUGGAAGAGGGAGAUGCUGAGGAGGUUCCGCGCCCACGGCCUCCACUUCCACCACCUUCACCACCACCAGGAGCAUGCCGCCGGGGAGAACGACGACAGCGACGUCCAGGAGCAGCAGAACAAGGCAGAAGGCGUAGCAGCCGUGUACGCCAAUCUGUUGAGCCGCCAGUUCCACCAUUACCACCACGGCGACCACCAGGAGCAGGAGAACAAGGAAGAAGGCGCGGCGGAUAUGCAGCGGCAGCACGUCAAGCUGUUUAGCCGCCACUUCCACCACCACCACGGCGAAGAGGAGCAGGAGCAGAAGGACAAGGAACAAGGCGCGGAGCGCGUACCCGUCGAGCUGCCGAGCCGCCCCUUCCACCACCACAACCACGGCGACGAGGAGCAGGAGGAGACGGCGAGGAAACACUUCUUCCACCACCAUCACCACAUGGACAGCGCGAACGAGGUUGACGAAGUCGAAGAACUGGCAAGGAAACUGAGCAAGGCGAUCAUGAGGAGGAGCUUCGGCCGCGGCGGCAUGCGCCACCACCACCACCACGGCCACGCCGAGGAGGGCGGCGUGAAGAAGUGGUUCAAGGGCGUCAUGAACAUGAACAGGUUUUAGCUAGGCGGGGUGUGCAAAUCGCCCGCGCGCGGCUGGUUGACUUGUCGUUUGAUUACUUUAGUCGAUUUGUGCACUGCGCCGUUUGCAGUGGACAACUCUACCAUUUCGUUUCCUGUUAUAUUCCACAUCCCACUACGUAUAACUUCGGUUUAUGUACUGGUGUGCUACUUCCUUGCUUGCGAGGCUUGUGAGAUCGUACGAGUAGCAAUGUGAUUUGUUUCUCUCCA
Molecule: messenger RNA, 1389 nt
Organism: Lolium perenne
Lineage: Eukaryota; Viridiplantae; Streptophyta; Magnoliopsida; Poales; Poaceae
Source: RefSeq, a predicted model, not a curated record